CCCCUCGUCUGCCCCUUCCUUCCCCGCCCCCUGGCACCGCCGAGCCCGGAGCGAGUACUCGCCAAGUCUGAGAAGACUAGUCGCCAACUCUUGCCGCUGACCAGGGCUGUCGCUUCCUACUGACAGCCAAAAGGGAUUGGUUUGAAGAAAAAUGCAUGAAAGUCUUACAUCAUGACAGCUCUCAGGCAAAGGAAAGAAAUAAAAGUCUCAAACGUUUAUGAGGAUUACCCAUCACAGGAGGAAGAGGAAGAAUUGGAAAGACAAUUGUUAGCUGUUUACAGUGGGAGAGGAUUAUGGAAAAUUCUAUCAUAUAUGAUUGGUGGAACUAUUGGCCUUUGCAUUGGAUUUCUUACUUCCAUCUACCUUGCUACUUUACAUGAAAAUGACUUAUGGUUUUCUAACAUUAAGGAAGUGGAACGAGAAAUAUCAUUCAGAACAGAAUGUGGAUUAUAUUACUCUUAUUACAAACAAAUGCUACAGGCUCCAACUAUCAUGAAAGGUUUCCAUGGACUGAUAUAUGAUAAUAAAACUGAAUCAAUGAGGACAAUUAAUAUCCUUGAACGAAUGAAUAUUUAUCAAGAAGUGUUUCUCAGCAUUUUAUAUAGAGUUCUACCUAUACAGACAUACUUAGAGCCUGUUUAUUUUUAUAUCUACACUUUAUUUGGACUCCAAGCAAUGUAUGUCACAGCACUUUAUGUAACCAGCUGGCUUCUUAGUGGAACAUGGUUGUCAGGGCUCUUAGCAGCUUUCUGGUAUGUUAUAAAUAGAAUAGAUACUACAAGAGUAGAGUUCACCAUUCCUUUGAGAGAGAACUGGGCACUGCCAUUCUUCGCAGUUCAGAUAGCAGCAAUUACAUAUUUACUCAGACCACAUUUACAGCCUCUUUGUGAAAGGCUGACUCUUCUUGCAGUGUUCAUAUCUACUUUUCUCUUUAGUUUGACAUGGCAAUUUAAUCAAUUUAUGAUGCUGAUGCAAGCAUUAGUGUUAUUUAUACUGGACUGUCUGAACAUGCUUCCUACAGUAAAGGUUACAUGGCUAUAUGUUAUACAAGUGGCAAGUUUACUGUUGGUCUGUGCCCUUCAGUUCUUCAAUUCCAUGAUCCUGGGGUCAUUGCUUAUAAGUUUUAACCUCUCCGUGUUAAUAGCAAGAAAAUUUCAGAAAAAUCUGAAAACUGGAGGCUUCCUUAAUAGGCUUGGGAAACUUUUGUUCCACUUAGCCCUGGUGCUAUGUUUGACAGUUUGUCUCAAUACAUUUAUUAAGCAUUUUCUUAACCUAAAGUCAGAUGAACACAUAUUUAAAUUUCUGAAGGCAAAAUUUGGGUUUGGAGCAACAAGGGAUUUUGAUGCAAAUUUGUAUCUAUGUGAAGAAGCUUUUGGUCUCCUACCCUUUAAUACACUUGAAAGACUGUCACAUACUUUACUCUUUUAUGCAUACAUGUUUGUUCUUUCCGUUAUGGUGAUGGUGGCUGUUAUUGUUGCUCUUCGGAAUCUCAGUGAUUCUACUAAAGUGCGGUUCAUUGUACUAAAGCCUGGAACAGCCUACAACUUGAUGCACUCUAUUUUGUUUGGAUGCUUGGCUUUUAGUACCAUGAGAAUGAAGUAUCUUUGGACAUCACAUAUGUGUGUGUUUGCUUCAUUUGGCUUAUGUAGCAGUGACAUAUGGGAAUUACUUUUAAAAUUGGUCCAUCUCUACACACCAAAGAGGAUGAAAAUGAUGAGGUAUUCAGUACCAGUAUUAAUACUCAUCUAUCUUUGCUAUAAGUUCUGGCCAGGAAUGAUGGCGGAGCUAUCAGAGUUGAGAGAAUUCUAUGACCCAGACACAGUGGAGCUGAUGAACUGGAUUAAGUCAAACACUCCCAAGAAGGCUGUAUUUGCUGGAAGCAUGCAGUUGUUGGCCGGAGUCAAACUGUGCACAGGGAGAACCUUAACCAACCACCCACACUAUGAAGAUAAGGGACUAAGAGAGAGAACAAAAGAGGUUUAUCAGAUAUAUGCAAAGAGAUCUCCUGAGGAAGUCUAUUCCCUCCUGAGGUCCUUUGGCACAGACUAUGUCAUCUUGGAAGACAGCAUUUGCUAUGAAAGAAGGCACAACAGAGGCUGCCGUCUCAGAGACUUGCUUGACAUAGCUAAUGGACAUGUAAUGGAUGGCCCAGGAGAGAAUGACCCUGAUUUAAAGCCUGCUGAGCACCCUCGCUUCUGUGAAGAAAUCAAAAGAAACUUGCCUUCGUACUCUGCACACUUCACCAGAGUGUUUCAGAACAAAACAUUCCAUGUUUACAAGCUAUCUAGGCACAAGUAA
Molecule: messenger RNA, 2298 nt
Organism: Gracilinanus agilis (Agile Gracile Mouse Opossum)
Lineage: Eukaryota; Metazoa; Chordata; Mammalia; Didelphimorphia; Didelphidae
Gene: DPY19L3
Product: dpy-19 like C-mannosyltransferase 3
Exons: 19
Coding region: 172-2298 (708 amino acids)
Cellular component (GO): nuclear inner membrane
Molecular function (GO): mannosyltransferase activity
Source: RefSeq, a predicted model, not a curated record